GACUUUGAGGAACAUUAGAAAAGAGUUGACGAGGAGAGGUUAUGGAAGGAUAGACGAGUAGGGAAGGGGAGAAAGAAGGAACACCCCAGUCCGACUCACUCAAAAUGCUUGGAAAAUAUAUGACCACCACUUGAGUAGUACUAACUUCUACCGUCAGAAUGCAGUGUUGCGCAUCAGCCCGACUUUAACACACCGUUGUUAUGCAAAAUUUAUUAAUUUAUUUAUUUAUCGAGGUGUUUUGAAAUUUCUAAUUAUUGUUAGUAGCGUUUGAAGAAUAAAAAACAAUUAUAGACAGUAAAUACAAAGACUAAUGUGAAAAAAAUGGUGUAAACCUUUAUAAUUCGACAUAGACUGCAAUGGACAGUGAUUUUAUUUUUAUAUAGAUUUUUAUUAGAUUUUAAGUGUUUGUGUAUAUUUAAGUUCAGUUUUGACACUUUUUUAGUCUUAAGUUUGUUUUUUAAGUGUUUUUUGUAAAUAAUUAAAAGAUGCCGCGAUAUACAGGACAUCGUUGUAUAGUGCCGAAUUGUAAUUCAGGUUAUGAAUCAACAAAAAGUGAAAAGUGUCACAAGUUCUCCGUUCCAUUUGACGAGGAAGAUAUUCAAAAGUGGAAAAAAAUAAUUCCUCGUAAAAAUUUUGAAUUAAAAGGAGGAAUGGUUGUUUGCGAGAAACAUUUUCUGAAAGAUGACAUUGUUUGGAGACGGGAAGUAAAAGAUCCUGCUGGCAAUGUCAUGGCAUCGGAGGAGUUGAAGAAACCUCAUUUAAAGAAAGGAGCUGUUCCUUCACAAUUUCCGAAUUGCCCAUCAUAUCUGUCCCAAUCGCGAAAAAAACGGAAGUCGCCAAAAAAAAGAGAGUUUACACCGAAAUCUACCGAUCAUGAAAAAUUAAAUAUAAAAAAAAGAAAAGUCGAAGAAUCCAAAGAAAAUGUAUUUCACGAAGAAAUCGAAAAUAUGCCACUAAAUGGAAAUAAUUUUGAAUCAGAGAACUCCACAAAAUCUCAAGUAGAUGAGAGUUCAACUACAACAGAUGAAAAUGAAACAGAUUCUAAAUUUUCGGAGCGAAUUGAUUUAUUCAAUUCGCUGUUUAAAAAUGAAAAUAAAGUUAACAUCCCAAUAUCAUGGAAUCGACGACGUAGUGAAAAAGAUAUUCAAUGCAUUGAAUACUCUGAAUGCAUAUCUCGAAUGAGAGAAGAUAAGCCUCAAUUCUUUACUGCAAAACAACUUGUCAUUUACAAUGACAUGCAAAUUGUAGCAAAGGUGUCCGGCAUAAACUUGCCAUUGGAAAAACUUGGCUUAAAUACCAACUAUGUGUCGACAAUUACUGAACUGGAAGAAAUUAUUAAAAAUUUCAAUAAAGUUAAAGUUUGUUUGGGAUGUGCAUCACCAAAUACUAUCCAGAACAUAGAAAACUCAUUUGCGGUUCGCGACUCAGCAGGAUAUUUGAGACAUACAAAAUGUUCGUUAAUAAUCACUAGUAAAAAGCGCUUAUCAUGUGAAACAUGCUCGAAAGCGAAGAAGACCCUCGCAAAAAAAUUUAUGCGCUUUAAGAAAAUUAAUGAGCAGCGACGUAUAGUUUUGAAAAUGAGUCCCACAAAAAAGUACAAAUUAAAUUUAAUUAGAAGUAGAUUAUAUAAAUCUAAUAAAAACUUAGGAAAUUAUAAAAGUCUCUGUGGACACUACAAAAAGGAACUCAAGGAAAAUAAAAAAGAAAUGUCCCUUCUUCGGGACAAAAAUUUAGACUCAAAAAUGGACGAUUUAAAAGUAAAUAAAAAUUCGAGAAUUGUCAUUAAUGAAAUUUUAUCAGCUUCGAAAGUGAAGGAUGCAAAAGGUCGCCGUUACACAGAAGAUUGGAUUAUUUUGUGUUUGUUGUUCCAUACAAAAUCACCAACAACUUAUAAUCUUCUGAGAGAUAAUAAGGUUUUACCUUUACCUGCAACAAGCACCAUUCGAAGAUAUUUAUCGUUAAUCCAAACGCCUUGCGGAUUUGACGACUCGUUUUUUAAAUUAUUGAAUGAGCGUUUAUCGGAAUUGCCUGACGAAUACAAACAUGGAGUUUUGUUAGUGGACGAAAUGGGGACUAGAAAAAAUUUAAGACUAGAUCAAAAGAAAAUGAAAAUUUUGGGUCUUACAGAUUUUGGGGACGAAGAAUUAAACAAGUCAGUGAAAAUAACUGAUAAAGCAGAUCACGGACUUGUUUUAAUGUUCCAUUCACUAAUGGAAUCUUUCUCACAGCCAAUUGCUGUUUUUGUUUCAAAGGGACCAGUGGUUGGUACAAUAUUAGCAAAACUGAUUAUUCAAGCAAUAUGUUUAUUAGAACAGGCCGGUGCAAAAGUACAUGGAGUGGUGUCAGAUUCUGCUUCUGCCAAUAGAAAGUUCUGGUCUAUUUUUGGAGUAAGUGGAGAUCUCAAAAAUGUUGAAUGCAGCUUUGCUCACCCGACUAUUGAAAAUCGUCGAAUUUACGUCUUUGCUGAUAUUGUCCAUUUGAUAAAAAGUAUGCGCAAUCGAUUGCACGACAAGAAAACUUUGCGGGUAAAUCUAACAGAUCCAGAAAUAGAUUGGGAAUACUUCAGAAAAGUAUUUGAAGUGGACAAAUAUCAUGCAACAGGAAAAUGGCAUCCUAAAUUAACGGCAGAACACCUCGAUCCAAAUAACAUGACCAAAAUGCGAGUCAUUUUAGCAGUACAGAUGUUCAGUAAAACAAUUGCUGAAAGUCUUUUAAAAGGAGCUUCCGUUUACCCGGAUAUGUUUAAGAACUGCGAAGCAACAGCAGAAUUUUGUUUAAAAAUAAACAACUUAUUUGAUAUUUUAAACAUAACAAAUCCAGAGAAAGGACUUCGAAUAGAUUCACCAAAUUAUGAGAAAUUACUCCAAUUCUUAAGUUGGCUCAAUGACUGGGAACAACUAGUAUUUGAUGGGAAAUUAAGAAGAGAAGAAUGUUUUACAGAAAGCUCUACGACAGGAUUGAGAAUUUCCAUUCAUUCGACCAUAGGUUUGUCGAAAGAUUUAUUGGAGAAACAUGGAUUUCCAUAUGUUUUGACUGGACGUAUAAAUCAAGAUCCUUUAGAGCUGUAGCUCCUUUUUAAUUAUACGCUGUUAUAUAGGAUACUGCAGACUAUUGAAGGCUCGGAAAUAUUAGGUUUUAUUUUAAUUUAGAACACGUCAAGGAAUUUUUUAAACCAUUGAAUCAUUAACGUGUUUAAAUUCUUAAUACAUUUUGUGACAUUAGAAUAUUAUAUAGUUGUGUCUUCCUAAUUAAUUUUUUUAGGAUUUUUUAAGUUGAUUCCGUGGCUGCUGUGGUUUUUCAUUAAUCAAAUUUGAAAUGGAUAAAUUUAUAUCCUGGUAAAAAUUUUAGUGAUGCAGGUCGAUUUUUUACACAAAAAAGGUAGAAAGAUUAAAUUUUUGUCUUACAAGGUUCUCGAAAUUGUGAGAUUUUUUCAAACUAGAGUCGAUCGACGUGCAUCAUUACUCCGUUUUAUUGAUUUGAAAUAUUCUUGUUUUUUUUCUGUUUUUAAUUUAUAUUUUCCUUGUUUAUUUAGCGAUUUUUCGGGACCGUUCGAUCCGCGGGUGGUACAAAUGAUCAUCCGUGUACGCCUACAUUUCUACAGUUGUAUAAGAUUUUAUCUGUACACUGUAUUUUAACACCUCCGAAAUUAGGAAAUUGUUCGAACGAUUUUACUAUUGAUCCUCCUCAGCCAUUAAUUACAAUUACAAAAUUAAAAGAAUUAUACAAUUCAAAGGAAAAAAGCUCAAUUGAAAAAAUUAAAGAAAAACUUAUAGUUGUAAUUGAGGAUGAAGAUUCAGAUUUUAAUGAUUUUGUACGUGAUAUAGAUCAUGAUUAUUUCUCUCAAGAAAUUGUAGAUUGUUUGCUAUUUUAUACGACUGAAAGAGUAUGCAGAUAUUUAAAAGACCGAGAAAAAUGUUCAAUAUGUUUAAAUGCUUUCAUGUCUACAUCAAAUAUUGCAACAGAUACAUUAUUUUUUUCAUCCAAUAGAUUACCACGCAGUUACGAAAUUUUUAUAAAUCCCUUACAAGAACUUAUACAUCCGAACCGUAAAUUAUACGAUAUUGUGCUAGAGAUCGAAUAUUUAUUCCGGCAACAUAGAGAACAUCGUAACUGUGUAGACAUCAUUUUAAACAAAAUGUCCUCAGAGCCAAUAAAAAUUUAUUUUUCUUGUAAAGAACACCCUGACAAUGCCAGCAAGCUAUUAAGUUUCGUAGUAUUAACUUACUUACAAAUUAGAAUGAGGGAGUAUAUUAAUCAGGAAAUGGCCUUGUUGAAAAAGCAAAGUAUUUAUAAGAAAAAGGCAGCAAAACUUUGCACAAGUUGACUAAAAAAGAAUUUUAUGUUUUCAGAUACAAAGUUUCUUAUGCAUGUAUAUGUACGUAUGUAUAUAAUAAAGAAAAAUUUAUUCUGUA
Leptopilina heterotoma is the source of this 4412-nucleotide messenger RNA. RefSeq lists its product as uncharacterized. NCBI's taxonomy places the organism in Eukaryota, Metazoa, Arthropoda, Insecta, Hymenoptera, Figitidae. The transcript has 7 exons. Bases 486 to 3068 code for a protein of 860 amino acids. The record is from RefSeq and is a predicted model, not a curated record.